AUGAGUCACAAACGCACCAUGAAAUUCCAACAAGCGGUGUACAACAUCGGAUAUCCGGCGUAUGGGGCCAGGUUUCUCAAUGACAAUGUCUUGCUGGUUGCGGGCGGCGGAGGAGAGGGCAACAAUGGCAUCCCCAACAAACUGACUGCCCUUCAGGUGAGCUUUGACAAGCGGAAGGUGAUCAAGCGUUUCCGGGAAUUGACAUUAAACGAGAACGACGACUCACCAACUACACUUGAUGCGGCCAACAACAUUAUUCUAAUGGGGUGCAACGAAAACUCUGAGAAGAUCAAGGCGACAGGGGAGAACCUGCAUUUACGCAAGUAUGUCUUCGAAAAUGAGCACCUGAAGUUUGUAGCUAGCAUUGACAUGGAUCAUUCGAGCAAGUUCGAAGACUACACUAAGCUCACGUACAUGUCUCAGGAUGGAUCUGUGGCGGCGAUAGCAUCAUCCAAGGUGCCCACAGUAAUCCGCAUCAUGAACCCUAACCUGCUCACUGAGACCUACGAAAUCGAAACCGGCAACGACGUCAAAGACCUUCAUUUCAGUCCUGAUGGCAAGGUGCUCAGCUACAUUACAUCCUCUACUCUAGAGGUGAUCUCCAUUGUGACGGGCCGUUUCAUUGUAAGAAAAACCGACUUUGACAAGAGUUGGGCGCUUUCCAAGAUCAAGUUCAUCGGUGAGGACACAGUCCUAAUUGCCGCUGCUCUGAAGAAAGGAACAGGGAUUGUCUUGUCCAAGGUGAGCUUGAAGAGUGGCACAACGUCCGUACUCAAAACUCGGCUCGUCACCACUAAGCUCAGAGGAGUUACGUCGAUGGACGUCGAUCCAACGGGUCAGCUCGCUGCGCUCUCGGGAAAUGACAACUCCAUCGUGCUUGUGCGUCUAAAAAAUCUGACGGUUGCCAAAUUCUUUAAGCAAGUCCACUCCUUUGCUAUCACUAAAGUGGCCUUUUCCCCCAACGGGAAGAUACUUGCUAGUGUCUCUGCCGCUAACACUAUCCAUGUCAUUUUGGUACCUGACAAGCUUGCCACGUCCGUUCCUAUCCUUGAGCGGAUCGUCAAGCUCUUUAUCAACUUUGUCUUAAUUGUUGUCGUUGCUGCUGCUGUACAGAUAUCCUACAAGUAUGACUUGCAUACCAAAGCGUACCGUUAUGGAGUUGCCAAAUGGAACGCCAGAAGGGACUCUUUCAUCAUGAACGAUGUUUUUCGCCAGACCACUUUGGUAGGUGACGUUGUCAGUAUUGAAACCCACACAAACUUUGCUCCUACCGAGAGCUCUUCGGUUAAUACGCCAAUCUAUGAAACAACUGUCCCAGAGCUGUCAACAACAUCCCCGUACUCGAGCUCUUGGUCUAGCCCAGUACCAGAGGACCCGCUAUUGACUUCAGAUGCAAGCACUGUUGAAGAACCAGAAUACUUUCCAAGCUCUCUUGAGGAAAUCUCAGCGGAGAAUGAAAGCGCCAACUCAGAAGCUUCUUCAUCUAUGACAGUUUCUGCAUCUAUGACAGCUUCAAUUUCUGGAGUUCAGGAAAGCGCUGUCUCAGCAAGCGAAGAAAAACCCACUCAAGCAACUCAAAAGUCAUCUAGUGAAUCGGAAGCUCUGCUUUCGGACUCAAAUGACAUUAGCACGGAAAAUGGGCUUAAUAAAAGCAAAGCGCAGCAACAAUUUUACGAAGUUGAUAAAACUUUAGAGCAGCAACCAACACCCACAUCGGUGCAAAGCUCAGACGUCCACUCGGGAAUUUCUCUGACAGCAGGAAAUUCCAAGGGCGAAGAAGCAUCGCCGUCGCACAAGAUCUCAUCGGCUUCGUCUGGAGCUUCUAGCAACAUAUCUCUGGGGGAACCAGUUAGCAAACUACCCUCAGCGUCUAAAGCUUCCCCUAUGGAUACACCUAUUGAAGAAAGCUCGCCCGAAACGCGAGUGGCAGUAUCAGAAGAAAGCUCAAAAAGCGCUUCAACGGUCCCAGAGUUAACGCCAAAAAUUGCUAGAGAUGUUUCAAACGAAAAACCUGUUGAGAAAUCUGCGAAUGCAAUCCCUGAGGCAUCCACACAAGCCUUAUCGCCUGCACUGGCAGAAGCACCCGUGAAAACACACUCAUCAUUCUCGAAUCAAGAAGCUACUUCCCUAACCACCACACCAGCAUUUUCAGCUACUGGGCGCGUCGCUAGUGCUGAUUCUCCAAAAAAAGCGAAUUCAGAGUUUGGAGAACUCCAGGAUACUGAAAGAGAAAGGGACUUUGACUUGAAAGCCUCAGCUGGAGCCUCAGAUGCAAUCAGCUCAGAGGAGCCUGUAACAGAGAACAAAACCUAUGAUGCUUCUUCUCCCUCAUCAUUCAUUUCGGACACUACCAACACUCAAAUUGCCAGCUCACCAAUUGCUAACUCGGUAUCUAGUACUAUCGCAAACUCCUCUUUAUCCUCAGAAUCCAAGAAAGCCAAAGAAAUAAACACUUCCUCACCUUCACGUUCCCAGGAACCCGCCAGAUCAGAGAUUAUUACUACAACAGCUAGCACUGCAGUUGAAGACAAGAGCGCUGCCCCUACAACUUUGAGCCAGGCUAUUUCUCAGGACGAGAGUGAUGGUUCUAAAGCAAAAACAGAAUCGAAUGUGAUCCCAACUCAGGCCUCAGCCACUGGAAUUGUCUCUCCGGUCCAGUUAAUGGCUAGCACAGAGUCGUCCAAUUUAAACAAGGUACCAAAAUCUUCCAACAGUGCGCAAUCUGAAACAGAAGUUGCUGAAGCUAAGGUGCAUUUAAGUACACCAGAAGAAUUGCAAAGCACCGAAAAGACUGAUGAAAUAAAAACAAGUUCUCCACACAUUUCUUCAUGGGGCAAAAAUCCUUCUUCCAAUACCAACGCACCAACGAACUCAAUCGCUCUUCCUGAUGAUUUCGAGAACAGAUUCACUCCAGAAGAUGAAACUUACUCUGAAGAGAAGCGUUCACCUAUUGAAGAUGAAGAGCUGGAGGCUGAUGCGCAAAUAUAUUCAGAGCAAGUCUAUCCUUCUCAGAUUGAGGUUGCUGAUCCGCUGCCACAAUCCACCCCUGAGCCAAGUGUGUCAAGAGAACCCAAAGAUACAGAGAGCUACUCGGAACCUGUUGGCUCACAAUCUGGUGAUAGCACCGCCGGAAGUUCAUCUGUUAGCGCAUCGGGCUCAGUGGAGGAAACCAGCGCCACUUCAAUGCAGACUGAAGUGACGCAUGAUGAGCUUUAG
Messenger RNA from Lachancea thermotolerans CBS 6340, 3216 nucleotides. RefSeq names its product KLTH0A06578p. The transcript has a single exon. Bases 1 to 3216 code for a protein of 1071 amino acids. Gene Ontology annotation, molecular function: protein binding; guanyl-nucleotide exchange factor activity; GTPase activator activity. The record is from RefSeq and is a predicted model, not a curated record. NCBI's taxonomy places the organism in Eukaryota, Fungi, Ascomycota, Saccharomycetes, Saccharomycetales, Saccharomycetaceae. Gene Ontology annotation, biological process: protein secretion. Gene Ontology annotation, cellular component: endoplasmic reticulum membrane.